AUGGCCUCAUCCUCAUCAUCAUCAUCAUCAUCGAAUAACAAACAACAAGUUGUUGAAUCAAAGGAAGAUAGAAAGAAGAGAAAGAUGGAAGCGAAGUUGGAAAAGGAACAAAGAAAGAAGAAUGAGACGCCAGAGGAGAGACAGAGACGACGUUUAGAGAAGCGCGCAAAGAAGGAUGAGAAGCGAGGCAAGAAGACUGAUGGCAGCGCAGCCGCAGACUCACAGGUGCUGAUGGGCUACUCCAACCAGGUCAACCCAUUCAACGACGCCAAUCUCACCGAGAAGUUCACGUGGAAGGCAAAGAAGGAGAAGAUGAUCCGCGAUGGCAUGCACCCCGAAGAGUACCGCCAGCGAUUCGAACGCAACAGGUCGAGCGAGAUCAGCGAAGAGCUGGAGAAGGCAAAGAAGAGGCGUGAGGAGAAGGAGAAGGAGCAGGAGCUGUGGGAGCAGGAGCGCGAGCGUCUGCAGCGUCUGAAGGACGGCGAGAACAACGAGGAGCUUGAGCGCAAGGAGGAGGAGUUCCAUCUGCAACAGGCGCAGCUACGCUCAGAGAAGCGUCUGGAGGAGGGCCGACCCAAGCCCAUCGACCUGCUGUACCGCGCGCUCAAGAUGGACACCAAGAGCCACUACGAGCAGUCAGACCCAUCGCAGAUGUUCAAGCGCAUGGACAUUGGUGAGCUCGAGUCACUGGGCGACAACAUUGGCGAGUUUGAGUAUUUGGACGUCAAGAAUGCAGAGUAUUGGACGUCGGCAAGGACACUGUGCGAGCAUGAGAUCAAGAAGCGCAAGGGCGGCGACUCGAAUGGCACUGGCGUCCAUUCGUCACUCACAUCGGACAUUCUAAAGUUGCUACAGGGCAAGAAGCACAGCGAGCUCGUGGCACUGGAGACACAGAUCACUCAGAAGCUACAGACUGGUGGCGCGAUGAAUGUCGAGUACUGGGAGUCACUGUUAAAGCACCUGCAGGUCUACAAGGCCAUGACCUUUGUCAGAGAGACCUUCCUGACGAACCUCGAAGCCAAGAUCUCUGACAUGGAGACCGAGGAGUACGUGCAAAGGAUCAAGAACGAGAUGCUCAAGAGCGAUCAAGACGCAGCGUUGGCAGCAGCGGCUGGUACAUCCACCACAAGCACUACGACCACAUCAACAGAGGCGACAGCAGAGGAGGAGGAGAUUGUACAGUACAAGGACGACUAUCGCAGCAAGGACCCAACAAAGAGCGGAGACAACGAGGAGGAUCUGUUGAAGCGCGAGUCUGAGAAGUUCAUGGAUGAGGAGCGUGAGGAGAAGUUUGACAUUGAGGUCGAGCUAGCUGCCAAGCACUACGCAUGGCAUGACAAGCAUCGUCCCCGCAAGCCCAAGUUCUUCAAUCGUGUACACACUGGAUACGAUUGGAGCAAGUACAACCGCACUCACUAUGACUCUGACAACCCUCCACCAAAGAUUGUACAAGGAUAUAAGUUCAAUAUAUUCUAUCCAGAUCUCAUUGACAAGACCAAGUCACCAAAGUUCUUCCUGCAAGAGUCUGAUGAUGGCUCGGAUACGAUGGUGUUGAGGUUCAGUGCCGGACCACCUUACGAGGACAUUGCAUUCAGGAUCGUCAAUCGUGAAUGGGAGCAUUCACAUCGCAAAGGUUACAAAUGUGUCUUUGAGAAAGGAGUCCUUCAUCUCUGGUUCAACUUCAAGCGAUACAGAUACAGACGAUGA
Acytostelium subglobosum LB1 is the source of this 1707-nucleotide messenger RNA. RefSeq lists its product as hypothetical. Gene Ontology annotation, biological process: mRNA cis splicing, via spliceosome. The record is from RefSeq and is a predicted model, not a curated record. Bases 1 to 1707 code for a protein of 568 amino acids. Gene Ontology annotation, cellular component: spliceosomal complex; cytoplasm. The transcript has 2 exons. NCBI's taxonomy places the organism in Eukaryota, Evosea, Eumycetozoa, Acytosteliales, Acytosteliaceae. Gene Ontology annotation, molecular function: protein binding.